CUGCACAUAGAGUUUUAGAUAUUAAUAUCGACAAGAAGAAGAAAGAGAAGUGAUCUUUUUUUUUAAUUAUCAUUUGUGUAUUUUCAUUUUAAUGAAAUGGUUGAAGAACAAAAUUCUAUAAGCAAACUUAAGACUAAGACAUUUCGUCCAAAAUCAGUAUUACUUUGGACUGUUGCUGAUGUACAGAAGUGGUAUCGUAGACAUUGUAGCGAAUAUUUACAGUACAGUGAAUUGUUUUUGCAACAUGAAAUUACAGGACGAGCUUUGCUUCGGUUAAACGACAACUCAUUGCAGCGAAUUGGCAUACAAAAUAACCGUGAUAGAGAGACAAUUUGGCGUCAAAUUCUCAAACAACGUCUAAAGACAGACAGCAUGGAAAUUAGGGAUUUGGAAUUUAUGAACAUUUAUUAUGAACAAUAAUUAAAUUCAGUAAUUUUUUUUAACCAAAAUCUGAUUGAAAUAAAAUUCUUAAGAUUGUACUUUAUUUAUCAAUCUUAUUUCAAA
Molecule: messenger RNA, 504 nt
Organism: Contarinia nasturtii (swede midge)
Lineage: Eukaryota; Metazoa; Arthropoda; Insecta; Diptera; Cecidomyiidae
Gene: ave
Product: protein aveugle
Exons: 3
Coding region: 97-420 (107 amino acids)
Biological process (GO): cell surface receptor protein tyrosine kinase signaling pathway
Cellular component (GO): cytoplasmic side of plasma membrane
Molecular function (GO): protein binding
Source: RefSeq, a predicted model, not a curated record